Saprolegnia parasitica CBS 223.65 is the source of this 607-nucleotide messenger RNA. RefSeq lists its product as hypothetical. Lineage: Eukaryota; Oomycota; Saprolegniomycetes; Saprolegniales; Saprolegniaceae. The record is from RefSeq and is a predicted model, not a curated record. The transcript has 2 exons. Gene Ontology annotation, molecular function: GTPase activator activity. The coding region runs from base 142 to 546 and encodes 134 amino acids. Gene Ontology annotation, biological process: activation of GTPase activity.
GACAACCCCGAGCGAAGCGACUUGAGCGGUGUCUCGGACGAAACGCUCCAGGAAGUCGAGGCCGACAGCUACUGGUGCCUCACCAAGCUUCUCGACGACAUCCAGGACCACUAUACGUUUUCACAGCCGGGCUUGCAGCGCAUGGUGCAGCGCAUGGAAGACCUCGUCAAGCGCUGCGACGCCGACUUGUACACGCACAUUGUCGAGACCGAGUCGGUGCAGUUUGUGCAGUUUGCGUUCCGCUGGAUGAACUGUCUCCUCAUGCGCGAGUGCCCCCUGCACGCGAUCAUCCGGCUCUGGGACACGUAUUUAUGCGAGGACAAUGGCUUUGAGAACUUCCACGUCUACGUCUGCGCGGCCAUCCUCAUGACCUUUGGCGACAUGCUCAAGGAAAUGGAGUUUCAGGACCUCGUGCUCUUCCUCCAGAGCCUCCCGACCAAAGAGUGGGAAGAGGACGACAUUGAGCCGCUCCUCUCGCGCGCGUACAUUCUCCAAACGUACUUUGCCGACGCGCCCAACCACAUUCCCCAAGCCAAGCAGCAGUAGCCGUAGCUCGUCGCGUCGUUGAACACAUUAUCCUUCUUGUCUUUAAUGACCUCGAGAGUCU